Messenger RNA from Musca domestica (house fly), 792 nucleotides. RefSeq lists its product as uncharacterized. NCBI's taxonomy places the organism in Eukaryota, Metazoa, Arthropoda, Insecta, Diptera, Muscidae. The record is from RefSeq and is a predicted model, not a curated record. The transcript has 3 exons. Bases 76 to 792 code for a protein of 238 amino acids.
AGCAAACGCAUUGUAAUAUCCCACAACUAAGUUAGCUAAGCAGUGUUAGAAAAAUAUUCAAAAAAAUAAUUCAAAAUGUUCAAAUUGUUCAUCUUAUCUGCCCUCCUGGCCGUUGCUGUGGCCCGUCCCAGUGGUCUGGUCGCCUCCUCACCCUAUGUUAGCUACAGUCAUCCCACAGUUGCCAUUCACCAGCCAGCCUUGGCCACAGUUGGUGCUGUUGUCCACACCGUUCCCACUUCAGUGUCUCAUGCCAGCCAUGCUGUAGUUCAUAAGUCCGCCCAUGUUGUUCAGGAUGUCGUUGCUCCUGUGGUAAGAACUUCAUAUGUUACUCCAGUUCUUCGCACUGUUUCGGCUCCAGUAUAUCAUGGUGGCUAUGUUUCGUCGGCUCCAUAUGGCACCUAUGCUGCCGCUUCGCCUUAUUCUCGUAUUUAUGUUGUAUUGUCUGCUUUGUUCGCCCUAGCUAUGGCUCGUCCAGGACUUUAUGAAUCCGUUGAAUUGCAUUCGGCUCCCUUGGCCACAGUGACCGUCCAGGAACAUGGCUAUGCUCAUACUGGUUCCCUUGUGAAAUCGGUGCCCUCAGCUGUGUCCCAUCAAAGUCACUCGGUUGUUCACAGCUCGGCUCAUGUUGUCGAGGAUGUUUUGGCUCCGGCAGUAAAGACCACUUCAUACACCACCAAGACUUUGGCCACACCUGUUGUUGAAACAUACUCUGCCCCAGCUUUGGUUAAGACCGUAUCUACUCCAGUCUUGCACACCUAUGAAUCAGCCCCUGUUUUGGUUAAAUCUUGGUAA